AUGGUUCACAGCACUACAUCAAGAUCCUUCCCUCCAGGUAUCCCAGGUAUCCAUGUACCAAGCCUCACGUGGUUCGCCGAUGAUGCUAGUCAAGAGAUUGAUUGGCCUACGCAAAGCAAGCACCUUGAGUUCCUGAUUUCGUCAGGUCUUCAUGGCAUCGUCCUCGCCGGUACCAACGGAGAAGCUGUCACACUUUCGCUCAAGGAGAAGUCUGAUCUGGUCAGCACAACUCGCAGACUUGCCAACGAUCUCGGCCGACCAGAUAUCACAAUCACACUCGGAUGCGGUGGUCAAAGCACAAGAGAUGUUAUUGCAGAGACUAGACUCGCCAAGGAAGCUGGUGCCGACUUUGCGCUUGUGCUCGUACCAAGUUACUUCCACUUUGCUAUGAAUGAGGACGCAAUCGUGGAGUUUUUCCAAGAGCUCGCCGAUGCAUCUCCCAUGCCCGUCUUGAUCUACAACUUCCCCGGGGUCGUCGCUGGCCUCGACAUCAAUUCCGAUAUGCUCUCAAAGCUAGGCGCACAUCCCAACAUCGUCGGUGUCAAGCUCACAUGCGGCGGUAUCGCGAAAGUCGUUCGAGUCCGCGCUCAAUUCUCUCCUUCAGAGUUCUGCGCUCUUGCCGGUCAAAGCGACUGGCUUGUCCCCGCUCUCGCUGUCGGUAGCACUGGCACAAUCACUGGUGUCGCAAACCUAUACCCCAGAUACUGCAUUCAGAUCUACGACUUGUGGAUGCAAGGCAAGACCAAGGAGGCUGAGGCGGCACAACUCGAGCUUGCAAAGAUGGAGUGGGGUUUUGCCAAGGGUGGUAUCAAUGGCACAAAAUGGGUCGUCGCAAAACUCAGGGGAUAUUCGCUCGACGGUUGUCAUUGCAGAAGGCCGUACCCGAAGUUUGUGGAUGCAAAGAAGCAGGCGUGGAUUUUCGAGACGGUAAGCCCACUGCAGGACAACGAGCAGGAACUGGCAUGA
This is a messenger RNA of Aureobasidium pullulans EXF-150, 966 nucleotides long. Its product is annotated as dihydrodipicolinate synthetase. The transcript has 3 exons. The record is from RefSeq and is a predicted model, not a curated record. Gene Ontology annotation, molecular function: 4-hydroxy-tetrahydrodipicolinate synthase activity. Bases 1 to 966 code for a protein of 321 amino acids. Lineage: Eukaryota; Fungi; Ascomycota; Dothideomycetes; Dothideales; Saccotheciaceae.